GGCACUCUCCGUUCCGGCGGCACCUUCUCGCGGAGAAUUACGGGCUCUCACUCUGAAUGCUGACGCCGGUGUGGUUCAUCCUGGUGGCGAUCGCCAUUCCCUGUCAGGCGUACCUGGACGACCGGGUGCUCCUUGAUCAGCACUGGACCGGAUUCAGUCCCACGGUCGGCGGCGCGAGGCGAGAGGAGUCCAAGGCACCCAUCCAGGGUCGCCGCCGACACGCAUCCGCGCGACAAAGUGACAACGAACCCGACAAACGUUCUGCGGGCUUUCACCUGCGCAGUGCCGACAUUGGGCCGCUGAUGGUACGAGAUAUGCGGUCUACCACAGUACGUAACGCGGAGACUUCCCUCCGCUUUCGCAGCGACAAUGUGAGAAGGCCCGAAGUUGCGGAGCGAAGCGUACGCCACGUUCUGAACAAUCUCGAAAGGAUGAGCAGACGAGAAAGGCUUGAUGACGCAAGUGUACGUGGAGGCCGCACCGAGAGAGAUACCUCGAGAACGUUAGAUUUACCAAAGCAAGAACGCGAAAUCGGGGACAGGACACUCCACAGCACAAACGGAAAGGUCUCGCACAGGACGGCCGACGAGCGGCGGAGAACCGCUGCGGACGCACCAACGUGGGUGAAGGAAGAUUCGAGAAGAAGGGUCAGAUCCGCCAAUCGCGAUCUUGUUCUUUCAGGCAGCCGACAGACACCCAGUCGCACAAGCCACUGCGACGAUGGCGCGUCAGUCGUUCGUCAGAGGAAGUCUGUGGAGCGUAUCGAACAUAGGAAUCCGAUUGAACGGCGGGCAUCGAGCUUGGAACGGCUCUCGGGACCCACUGAAACAAGGGAUCAAGGCCGCCAGCUAGACGCAAGGCUCGAGGCGCCUCAUACGCAAGAUGAAAACAACCACGCGUCAAGGAUUGGCGCAGUGCGUCCAGCCUCAAGACGCCAAACACGAGGUAAAAUUAACCGCAACUACCGCGUUCGUGACGCCAUGUACCAAAGCCGUCUGAUCGUGGACCAACGUAACAAUCUCCACGGUUUAGCGAAAACAUUUUCUUUCCGAUCGAAGGCGCUGUCUUCCAGAAACUUAGCUACAGGACGUCAUCAAAUGACUGAUAGGAGACGCAGCGCGACGCUACCAUUACAAGCCAGCACAGAGAGGGACAGAAUAGACAAUAGCCCUCACAACGAAAGGGUGGCAAGUGCAUUAUCUGGGCUUCCAAGACGUGAGAUAAUGCCGCCUAGAAUGAUAUCGGCCGUACGAACACAGAAUCAUAGAGUAGACGGAGACGUGACCCGGAACGUGCGGCAUAUUAGACGUACUGAAACAAGGACGAGCGAACUUCGUUUUUCCUUCCGUGGCACCAGACAACGCGAAGUAAGACGUACUGGCGUCAACAAACGCUACGCCGUUGGUGCUACGGACGAGCGCAGGCCAGUUCGCUUUUUAGCCGAACGUGCACUGCCGAACAUGUCCGAUAAGCGCCAAGAAAGGCACGGCAACUCAUUACCUCUUCUUGAAAGGGUGCGGACUUCAAAAGGGAAGGAAAUUAUGCUGGAAACACGGCACGACCGUAGUUUUAGGCAACAUGACUCCAGGAUCGAUGUACGAUCGAUGUGCGACAGUGAACGUACCAGUUACGUUGUGGACAGAAGCUUCGCGGGCUCAGUACAGCACAAGUGCUCGCGGAAGGUCAGUGAAGUGCGUAGACAGCUGGGCGUCGAUCACGAAAGGCUCGACCGGACGAACACAAGAGAGACAUCAAUCCAAGUUUACCGCGCCAGAUGCCAAAUCUGUAAUGACGACGCGGCUUCGUCUCGCAAUGUUGAACAUGGCCGCCGGCUCUCUACGCCGGUGGACUCUUCGGCAAGGCUUACAAAACGAAGCCGCAACGAGGUUGUUCUUGGGCAAAGCAUCAUUGGGGAAGGCAGGACAAGGGCGCGUGCGAGUGUCACACAACGUUUCCAGUCUGUAGAUCGGGCUGAGAGGCGCCGAGAACUUCGUCACGACAGCAGCGAUGAGCAAAUGCGCUUUGUCGACUCUCGUGAAAGAAUUGUAGUGGACACCAGACGGAACAAUGGUGAAGCCCGGUUAGCUAUCGCGAAAAUGCAAAAUGCUAGACAGAUUCGCGAAGAGUUCGGUUACAAGGCAUCGCGAAGGUCUGCAGACGUGCACAGCCGCCUUAAGACGAACAGUAACGACGCCAUGUUCGACACAACCAGGUCGAUACGCGCCAACAGGCCAGCAGGAGAUAGUUACCGUCAGAGCCUAGAAGAUGCGCGGUCAUCUCUCAUCAGAACGGAGCGAUACAUUUUCGAAAGAAGACAAAGUGACAAGAGGGACAUUGAGGACACUGUGCCCAGCGGUCGCCGUGACAUUGCCAUCACACAUCAGCUUCUUAAGACAGCGCCACAUUCAUCAAGAAGGUUCCAGAACGUUCGUCCAACAGACUUUGGUGGACAGGAGGAACUAAACUACCCUGAAAAGCAUCAGAAGAGCCCGCUGUUUUGGGAUGAACUUACGUCGAGCUAUUUCAGGUCAGACAGCGGCAGCCUGCUCGAGACGGUCCUGACUGUCGGCGUGGUUGCCUUGAUGACCAUGUCGCCAAAAAGGAAGCUCGUGAACUGAUCACAGCUGGAAACCAAACAUGCGCCAGCUCUACGCCGAACCAUUGGGACCCUCCUGCCACACUCCCUGCUUUUUCCAGACCUUACAACACUGAUGAUUUCUUAUAUAGUGAUCCGGUCGGCAAUGCUAUGCACAGCUUCGAUGCAUGCUGUAUAAAAUGACAAAAAAAAAUGCAGAUUAACUUCGACGACCUGUGGCGGCGGUCCUACAAUAGACAUCUCGAACAAAGUAGGUUGCUCCUCUGGUCCAUGAAGUGGUUUGUGUAGUGUUCCUGUAUAUCUCCCAUACAGUAACUUCAAAGUGCACAUAUUAGACUACGCUAUUGCCUCGUUACAUUACGAGGGACAAUGGUCCUGUCAAAACUAAAAAAAAAAGAAUGCCUGCUAGCUUAUGCCAGAACAGCAGUUGGCUAGCAUGUUCGCAAGAACCACUCUAAAAUCUCAGAACGUAUACAUAACCAUCCACUCCCCGAUAUAUUAUGCCCAAUAAUAUAUCGUAUACGUAUACCAUAUGAAAAUAAGCACAAUGAAGCCGCUUACUUCACGUUUAAAUGCGCACCUUUCCAACCUUUUUUAUGACCCCCAACCUCGAUCCGUAUUGCCACGUGUGAGGAUUACCCUUUCACAUAGAGGAAGGGCGUUCCUCUGUGCCCUCUCAUGUAAAUGUGUAUACGCAAAUCAAACCGCUUAAUUACUUCUGAGCAAAAACUAUAGAAAUAAACGCCCAAUAUUCCCAAAUAACCCCGCUUUUUAUUCACAUGCGCAAAAUAGUCAAGACGAUUGCACUGUCCUCAGGCCACACAGCCUUCCCAAGUAAAUUACGUAGCCAAGAUGUGCUUGACUAGGUUCUUUAUAUAUCACUGCAUGAUGGCAUUGAGAUGCUUGUCCCUUAUCAACAUGCCUGGUUCAGGGACCACAGCUUGAUUUUUAUAUUUCAGCAGAUAUGUUCGUUUCUAAGUAUAUAGCAAGCGCAACACAAUUUAUUACGCUGAAAGUAAGAAAAAGGAGCUUUGAUGUGCUGCCUAGCUUAUACAGCCCGAUUAAAAGAAAUCGUGGACAUUAUAAUUUGCAUAGGAAAGCAAAACAACCACAUAAGCAUGAAAUGUAUAUCACAUAAGCAUGAAAUGUAUAUCACUGAUCUGCUAUUUAAUUAGUGAUUUAAAGAUGAUGUUUACGUAGGUGACUUCAGGUCUGUCAUUUUCCAAGGCCGUUCCAUUUGAAAACUUUUCAUACGCGAUUGCGCGUCAAAAUGUCCGCUGCUAAAAUUUCAGACCACCAACUUCAUUUCAUAAAACUGCACCUCACGCGCCUGGGCGGAGGCGUGACGUAGGCGUGACGUAGGCGGACGAUGAUGCAAUCGUCAGUUAACUCGAGCAAGAGCAUUACGGAGACGAAAUUUUGAGAACGGAUAUUACGACCGCACAAUUGCGUAACAACAAAUUUUUAAUGAAAAUGACCUUAGAAAGUGGCAUGCUUUAAAUGCACAAUAUAAACAUACGUCCUAAAAUCUAUUUACAUUACAGUCUCUGUUUAAGUGAACGCCUAUUUAUUAUGUAAUUAAUGUCAACCUCUCUAAAUAAUAUUGCGAGGAGGCAGUCUCCCUCUUUUUUAGCAAGAAAGAGAUGGCGGCAGACGGCCUCUUUUUUUUUUUUCCCCCAAAUAGAAAAAUGCGUAUAAAUGUAUAAAUGUAAAAUUAAAACCGUCAGCGCACUGACAGUUGUUCACGCAAGGCAGGCCGCCAUAUUGAAGAGAACACAGAAUAUGCGGCUGGUCUUAUUUGUGAUGCAGGUGCUCCAUAAAAUACAAAUUACCAAGAAUGGUUUCUCGUCCGAGUCGCAUGGCAUUGCCGACCGCUUACAACUACAGUCUUGUACGCCUGCUGUUAUAUAUGUUCUCUACAAAUGCUUGACCUCAGAAAGUUGAAAUAAAUAUACUGUUGCAUUGCAUAAUCCGUCUAAUCACUUAACCGCCACACACAAAUCUACAUCUCUCUUCGUCAGCAUAUAAUUCUACAGCCACGCCUGCGUCGGCAACUUCAAUUGCAGAAGGUGAGUGACCCGGCGGGUUCGUUUCCCAGCAACGGCGGCUCUAUUUUGAUAGAGGCUAAAUACGAAAACUCUCGUGUAAUAGAU
This is a messenger RNA of Dermacentor silvarum, 4749 nucleotides long. RefSeq lists its product as uncharacterized. The transcript has 4 exons. The record is from RefSeq and is a predicted model, not a curated record. NCBI's taxonomy places the organism in Eukaryota, Metazoa, Arthropoda, Arachnida, Ixodida, Ixodidae. Bases 57 to 2618 code for a protein of 853 amino acids.